This is a messenger RNA of Selaginella moellendorffii, 1131 nucleotides long. RefSeq lists its product as uncharacterized. The coding region runs from base 148 to 840 and encodes 230 amino acids. NCBI's taxonomy places the organism in Eukaryota, Viridiplantae, Streptophyta, Lycopodiopsida, Selaginellales, Selaginellaceae. The transcript has 2 exons. The record is from RefSeq and is a predicted model, not a curated record.
UGCUUUAUAACUUAAGAACAAGCUUUAAGGCAGAGCCACUGCUUUGGACGAGCGGCGACUAAACUCCAUAGCUCGCAUUUUUAUGAAGCUCAAAAGCUCGAAAGAAAGGAGUUUUUCUCUUCUUCUCGAGGUGAUCGAUUGAUUUGCAUGGCUUCUCUGCACAAGGCUUUCGAUGGAACUGUCAAGAGGCACCCAUUUUUCUUCGCGCUGCUCAUACUGGGAGCCGCGUUUGGAAUCGCAUGGAGGCUGAUUCUUCGUCCUCGACCACUUCACGUCUCUCUCCAAGAGAUUGACAUCUACCAGUGGAAUCUCACGCUUGGAACUUUCAACAAGAAUCAAAAUUCGAUCGUCUCCUCCUCCUCCAAGCUCCAGUUCCAUGUAAGAAAUCCUUCCUUUUGCUGGAAGAUCGACGUCAAAGAGGCUCAAAUACGGCUCUCGCUCCUCACUGCACACUUCAAGCUCCCUCUUGCCACUGGUAAGGUAGAGUUCUUCCCAAAAACCAUCUUUUCCUUCUGGCAAAGAUCUUUUCUCUCAAGAACUUCUCUUCGAUCGCAGCUAGGGGGAUUUAUCACUGGAGCACGCAAGCAACAAGUGGUAAGAGCUUACGUUAUCGGUGAUAGAGUUCCCUUGUUCUUCGACUCCAAAUACAUGCCACUCCAAGGCUCGCCUUUCAAGCUCCUUUUCGAGGCCGAGCUUCGUUCCAAGCCGCGAUCAAAGUGGUUCUGGGUGCCUUUCGACUACAAGCACCAAUUCGAGUGCCAACUUAGCUGCUCGAUCAAGGAGCUGAGCCAAGGGAGAACCAAGCUUGUGAUUCAAAGUAACUUGUGUGAAGAAAUCUGACGAUGAAGUUCGUGUAAGUAACACUUUCAUUUCUUACACCGAAAGCCAUCUAUGCCCAAAGAAAAAAAAAAAAAAAUCCAUUAUGCACACAAAAACUCACGAAACUCACGCUCUCCUUUUUCACAGCUUCAUGAAGAGAGAUGCCAUCGCCAUAGUUACUACUGCCACGACCCAAGCUCCGGCCUUUCUCGACCAAGCUCCAGAGAAGUUUGGAUUGGCGAACAAUGGUGAUGGUCCGACUAUUAAAAAACCAAGAGAAGGAAUCCAAGUUAGCGAAGAAUGAGAGGCAAA